This is a messenger RNA of Pseudoliparis swirei, 2573 nucleotides long. It is a transcript of the gene alg6, whose product is annotated as ALG6 alpha-1,3-glucosyltransferase. Gene Ontology annotation, cellular component: endoplasmic reticulum membrane. Lineage: Eukaryota; Metazoa; Chordata; Actinopteri; Perciformes; Liparidae. The record is from RefSeq and is a predicted model, not a curated record. The coding region runs from base 100 to 1620 and encodes 506 amino acids. The transcript is spliced from 14 exons. Gene Ontology annotation, molecular function: dolichyl pyrophosphate Man9GlcNAc2 alpha-1,3-glucosyltransferase activity. Gene Ontology annotation, biological process: protein N-linked glycosylation.
GGAAAUGUAUAUAGAUUCCAAAAGCGGACAGGUUUUUUGGGGGGUUUUAGCUUUUAUUUCUCCUCUUUAAGAUAUAUAUUUUUUUACCAAGUCGUAGUAAUGCAAACGUGGAGUCUCGUGUCGCUUUGUGUGCUGCUCGGCCUGGUUGUGAGAUGGGGUGUUUCCUUAAAUUCAUAUUCAGGGGAGGGGAACCCUCCCAUGUUCGGCGACUACGAGGCUCAACGGCACUGGCAGGAAGUGACGUACAACCUUCCGGUCCAGGAAUGGUACUUCAACACCACUGAGAAUGACUUGAACUACUGGGGUCUUGACUACCCGCCUCUGACCGCCUACCACAGCCUGAUCUGUGCCUACGUAGCCAAGUCCAUAAACCCUGACUGGGUGGAGCUUCACACAUCCAGAGGUUAUGAAAGUCCAACGCACAAAGUGUUCAUGAGAGCCACAGUCCUGGUGGCAGAUCUGAUGAUAUUCAUCCCUGCUGUGGUGUUAUACUGUUUCUAUCUGACUGAUGGCUCCUCUAAAAAGAAGGUGUCCACUGUGUUCUGCUUCCUGCUCUACCCCGGCCUGAUUCUCAUCGACUACGGACAUUUCCAGUACAACGGGGUGAGCCUGGGCUUGGCCCUGUGGGGGGUCCUGGCUCUGGGCCUGGGCUGGGACGCAUUGGGCUCCGUGGCCUUUAGUCUGGCUCUCAACUACAAGCAGAUGGAGCUGUACCACGCUCUGCCCUUCUUCUGCUACCUGCUGGGGAAGAGCCUCAAGCUGGGCCCGGCGGGCCGAGGGUUUUUGCUGUUGAUGAGAGUUUCCUUGGCGGUGUUGGUGACCUUUGCCCUCUGCUGGCUGCCCUUCCUGUCCGGCCCCGGUGACGCCGUGCAGGUGGUUAGGAGGAUCUUUCCCGUGGCUCGCGGCUUGUUUGAGGAUAAGGUGGCCAACACAUGGUGCAGCUUGAACAUCCUGAUAAAGAUCAGAUCCAUUCUGUCCAGCGACUCCCAGAUCUACCUCAGUUUGGCCUGCACGCUCCUGGCAGUCCUCCCGUCCAGCCUCAGACUGUUGAGCAAGCCGACCUUCUGGCAGUUCAAACUGUCCUUGGCAAAUUCCUCUCUGGCGUUUUUCCUCUUCUCCUUUCAAGUUCACGAGAAGUCCAUCCUCUUGGCCGCCUUGCCCGUCCUCCUCCUGCUGAAUGACCUCCCCCUGAUGGUCAUCUGGUUCCUGCAGGCCUCGACGUUCAGCAUGCUGCCUCUGCUUCUGAAGGACGGGCUGCUGGCGCCCUACGCCGUGACCUCGCUGGCCUUCCUCUUCUUCAGCGUCUACCUGCUGUCCCCGCUGGAGACCUGUUCAGAGGACGAGUUGAGACUGGGAGCCUACCACAAGCUGCUCUUCUGCCUGCCCAGACUGGACCUGGCCCGGAUUGUGAGAUGGACGUUCUUCAUCAGCGUCGCAGUCAUGGCCGCCGUGAGCGUCCUGACCGUCGCUCUGGAUCCUCCGCCGCACCUCCCCGACUUGUUCCCCGUGUUGGUGUCUUCCGUCGCUUUCGCGCACUUCUUGGGGACGUUCGUCUAUUUCAACGUCGUCCAGUUCAGCGAAGCACCGGCGAGGCGGAAGAGCCAGAAGAAGAGCAACUGACGACGGUGAGAUGCCCUGAAACGGCCCUCGUAUCGCUUCAGGGAAGCUCGUGUCACACUGUGGGUUACGACUACUCUUUAUGGACAUACAUGCGUCUUCUCAUCAUGACCCCACUGCGACUACUCAAGAACAUUAAUUGGCAACAAUCAAUUAAAGUUAAAAAAAUGUUUUGAAAAAACCCGAUGUUGGAAGGUUCUGAGAGUUUUCUGUUUUUCUUUCCCUGCGUUGGAGUAAACUGAACGUCUUUGUUUUUUGUUUUUGUUUUUUUAUUGUCCAAAUGUAUUAGCCGAGAAAAUAAUCAGCAAAUUAACGGUUCAGGUAAAUAAUCAUUACAUGCAGUCCAACACAAAUACUUCUUAAAGGGCCCCAAAAAAUCCGUAUUUUACAAGAUGGCACCUCAGAGGACGUAAAAAAAUAAAAGGAACGGAUAUACGGAUCAAAUAAAUUCAUGAAUCGGUCGCUUCUUCUACUAAAUCUCCAUCAGAAUGUUUGGUUGGUCCAUUGAUACUCAACUCUUAAACCACACUAUUGCCGGUUAAUCAGACGAGUACAAACAGACAGGCAGUGGCCUCGGAUGCCUAUGUGUCUGUAUGCUAACGCUACAACAAUAACAACACCUGUUGAGCGGUUGAGUUGUGGUCAAGACCACGGAGAGAGGUGUCCCUUUCAUCCCGCGGUCACUUUUAAAUCCACAGUUUGUGUUGCCGCUCGACUUAAUGAUAUUCGAAGGUGUUCCUGUUAUUUUGUCCACCCUCGGUACCUACGCUUGGUGUUGUGUGAUUAAUCCGCGUACCAGAUGGGACCGGUCCCAGGUCUAGAGCGGUGACUGUUGAUCAUAAUUCAUGUUUUUUCUUUUUUACGGUUUUAUAUUUUAUAUUUUUUUGUACAAUCCUCGUUUUUUGUGCGAAAAUAAAUAAAAUUCCUCCACUGACUUUUUAAAAAGCGAACACCAA